CGAACAUGAUCCUAUCCUAUCCGAUUGAAGAAGUAGCAAAUAAGGAGCCACCAGGAACGAAGGUCCUAUCCUAUCCGAUUCUUGACAGCUGCACAUCAUCAUGGGUGGCUCUCCAAGUCAGGUUCUUCCGAAUGUUUGGAUGGGCGGUUCGGACGUUUUGCCUGGAACAAACAACGCGUCAACCUUCUUCCAUGACAAAGCGAUCGGAUAUUGCCUCUCAGUCUGCGAUACGGGACCGGAGCCUAUUGCUGUAGUCGCGGACGAGGUGGAGACACGGACAACAACUGCGUCAUCUGCGAAGAAAAAGAGGAGGUCUGUGGAUCAUUUGACAUGGAAGUUCUAUGAGGCUUUGCGAGACAACCCGUCUGCUGCUGGUCCUGAAGCAGCGUCUCCUUCUCCAAGAUCCCACGUUGUUCGGGUCCUUCAAAUAUGCGUCGACGACUCAACCGAAGCGAAGCUUUUACCCGCCUUUCCAGUCACAGCUGCCUUUAUCCAGGCGGCGAGGCUUGGCUUGUUCGAUAAAAAUGAAGGAGGUGCAAAACUGCUUUCAAAUCGCAAAUGCUGGAAACCAUUUUUCGAAUGGCUUGAAAGUAUAUCAACAAACAACCGUGAGGUGAAAACUACAGCGGAAGAUGAUACAGGCUGUAUUGAAAAUAAGGAGCAGCCCUGCCACUGCCUGCAGCCAAGCGAAAACCUCUACAUCCAUUGUCAUGCAGGAAUAUCUCGUUCAACAACUGCGUUGGCAUCAUACCUAAUUUCUUGGUUAAAACUUCCACUAGCCGACGUCCUAGGACAUAUUCAUCGCUGUCGGGACACCAUAUGCCCAAAUCCUGCUUUUAUGGAACAGCUAAGGAGGUGGGAAAGGGAAAGCCUUUCCAGUAGUACCGAGAAUAAUCGGCUGGGUCGGGUAUCCGGUGGUUUGACUUUACCACAAUUGAACUUGGAGGAAAUGUUUUCUCCAACGGUUGCAACAUCUACCGGGAAGUCGGAAGAUGGCAAGACGAAACAAGGACGAGACCAAACGCCACAGGUGCAAGAAAAACUUAACGAAGCUGUUGUCGAAGAGUUGAAAGCCAAAGACCUGGCCUUUGUGGCUGACAUGCUGGCAAAGCAUGAAGAAAAAGCUCAUGAAUUCGCGAAAGCAAACUUUUUUUACUGUGCAGGUGGCGAACCGGUGCCACACCAUCUGGAGCAUGCAAUUGAGAAAGUCUAUGAAGAGGAAGAAGGGCAGGAGGGUGAAGGUGCAGUUGAAGGACUAGUAGAGAAAAGCGAUCAUGAUGAUGUUCUUGGCGAUGAAAAAGGACAUCUUCAAGGCUGUCGAGAAGUAGACGAUGAAGAUAUCGACUCUUCUGCGUCGUUCUUCUUCCUCCUGAAAGACCUGGAUACAGGAAAGCGUUGGAGAGUCGUGCCGAAAGGUUUAAGGAAAAUGGAUCCAUACUUUAUCGAUUCUGUAUCAUUUGGGGUUGAAGACUUUGAUAGACAAAAGAAAAAACUGCGUGAGAUGGUACUAAAGGAAAAUAUUUUUCAUAAGACGACGAGCGAAACUAAGAAUCUAGUAGUUGUACAAAAACACAACUUCGGAGGGGAUAAGAACGUUGGCCUCGAAUGGUUGCUUGAAGACGAGAACAAUGAUCUACUGUAGAUACUGCUCCCGACAAGUAGUUACGACUAAGAACAUCAAGAUUAAUCGCCUACUUGUGAUGUGAGAUAGAACGACAAUAACGAGAGUGAUGUCGAUCAUCUCCAAAUUGAAAUCCCGUGGUGGAUACGAGAAAUGUAUAAGUAUGGAAAUGGCGC
Messenger RNA from Amoebophrya sp. A25, 1797 nucleotides. The record is from the annotation of a GenBank genome assembly. NCBI's taxonomy places the organism in Eukaryota, Dinophyceae, Syndiniales, Amoebophryaceae.